CUGAGACCAUGGCACCUCAACAAAAUUCAACACUUAUCGAUGAUAAUCUUGAAGUCUGCCCGUCGUUGUUGAACCUUCCAGAAGAAAUUAAUCGUUAUAGUCCCAUACUGCCACCUAAAAAUAUACAAAAUCUUGACAAAAACAAUAAUAACAAUUGCAACAACAAAAAUAUCAAUAAUAAUUGUUAUCAGCAUCAAGAUGUCAACUUAAUGCCCAAGUGGGAGCAAAUGGAAAGGGAACAACGUCACUAUCACAAAUACAAACAUCACCGCAGCGGAAGUAACCGAAGUGGCCAUAGUCGACGAAGUCGCUCAAUUUCCUUGUACGGCGUCAACAGUACAAUGGAACAAGGUCACAAAGAAAUAACAAUAUGGCUUGCCGAUGAACCGCGUUAUGUAUCUGGUGUCACCAAUAAAACCACAUGCAAUGACAUAAUCAAGGCUUUGAUUGAUGAUGAAAUCAGUAAUGGCAAUUAUGAAUACUGUCAGCGACUCAAAGAUGGAACAGCAUCGCGUGACUACAGCGAUUACGUUAUAACGGAAUGUUGGCGCGGUAUAGAACGCAGCUACGAUGGCAACAUGGCAAUUUUACCUGUUUGGAAAGCUUGGAGUCGUGUACAGAAUGAGAUACGCUUAAGCUUAAAACAUCACAAAGAUAUACAGGAUCCAUCGAAGGCGUUAAAAACCAACACAACUUUAUCGUCCAUACGCGAUUACAUUUGUAAAUUGCUCAGCUUUGGUAAAAGUAAAAAACGUAACGCGAAAUCAAAAAAAUGCAAUAAGUCUGUAAAAUCGUCAAAAUCCAAAAGAGACGAAAAAGAAAAUCAUCUAAAAUCAAACGAUCUCAUGCUAAAGCUAAAUCCUGAUACCAAAUGUAGUGAACAGCAAAAAGUUAUGGAUAUUUGUUCGAAAAACGUGGAAUCCAAAGUAAAAAGUUCCAAUAUCAAACCAACAACUGAAGAGUCCGAAAUUCAAGCUAAAACUAAAAUAAACAAAGACAAGCUAUACAAAUUAUCUGAAACUCGAUCUACGAUUCGUAAACGUCGAGCGGCUAGUCGACGUAAGGAUAAAAAGAGCUCCCAUGAUAGGAAACGCGACAGCAGCAACAACGGUGAUGUUAAUAACUUUAUACGCAAACGUAAAGAUUCCUCGAUACGUAGCUCAGUUCGCAAUAAACUGGCCCAAAAGAACGUUGAGAUGAAUGAGCUUUAUGAUCGUGAAUAUGCCCUCACCAAAGAGCUGACCAAUAAAUGUAAAAUGUACAAACUUCACAAUGACUUGUACACGACGACGUCGGGCAGAAAUCUUGAAAUGUCAGUGGGUCAAAUUCAAAAAAGCAUUGAGGAGUGCGCUAAAGAAAUUAUUCAAACUGAACACGAAUUGUUGGCAGUUAAAAAUGAAAUAAAGCACGAUAUUUCGAUUAUAAAUAAUCUUAAACGUUUAACAUUGGACACAGAUCUAAAUGAGUGCGGUGUGCCAAUUAAUAUAGACCAUGUUCUAAAACCCCAAACCGAUCUGGAGCUAAACUAUGAACAAAUGCUAUUUGUUGACAAUAUUUAUGAAUUCUGCGACAAUAAUGGCAGUAUGUUAGUUUAAAAAUACUAUUAAAGCGAUUUAUGUAUAAUCGGAAAGUCUGGGCGAAUUUUUCCUGUACGACCUGACGGAUCUAUCGGGAAUGGACGUCAGAAGGCUAGAUGCCUUCAUAAUAAAUAUUUAUGUACAUAGUACUCAUAUAUACUUAUACUUAUACAUACAUAAUUGUGUCUAUCUUAAUGCCGUGUAUUGCC
This is a messenger RNA of Calliphora vicina (urban bluebottle blowfly), 1786 nucleotides long. It is a transcript of the gene meru, whose product is annotated as meru. Bases 9 to 1595 code for a protein of 528 amino acids. NCBI's taxonomy places the organism in Eukaryota, Metazoa, Arthropoda, Insecta, Diptera, Calliphoridae. The record is from RefSeq and is a predicted model, not a curated record. The transcript has 4 exons.